CAGUCGCGGCUUGAAAACCGCGGGUGACCUGCGUACCGUUAAAAUCAAUGAGUACAUCCGAAAGUGCCAACAGCGCGGCGACUCCACGGAGCAGCCGCGUUGUCGUUGAUGCCGCUGUCACCACCACCGCUUCUGCUUCCUGGUCUGGAUUGUUCCGCACGGUUCUGCGCGGCAUCAAACCGCAUUUACGUGGACGUGAUGCGAAUCAUGUAAUAAGUGCACGUGCAGGCGAAAUGCCGUCGUCCGGUAGUGAGGAUAUGGAUCUCUGCACCGACAAAGUCCUUUCGAAGGGCAGGAUCCUGCAGGAGCUCACAAAGGCUGUCAAACUGGUUUAUGCCCAAAGUCUCUAUGGUACUGUGGUCUUGGAUGGUGAUUCCUGGUUGGUUUAUUGGUUGGAUCGCACAUUGCGUCAUGGACUGCGUGUAGAGAGACAUGGAUAUUGGGGCACCGCUAGAGAACUUAGUCAUCAGGAUACUGUUGUGGUAAUUCAUGCGCUGCAGAGUGUAUUGACUUCUAUUGGAAAAGGUCGAGCAUGGCUCUAUCAUACUUUGAGUGAGGGCAGUUUUGAGAGUUAUCUGGCCUGUUUAUUGCGAGACACUAAAACGUUAAAAAAGCAGUAUUUUCCGCACGCACUUGUGAGAGAUGCCGAUAAGACCAAUCAACUAGUCAAUCUUCUUGCCGGUUUGGAAAACGUGUCCUUCACAUUGCAAUUGGAUGUAACAUAUUUGGAUAUUUGUAACUAUAUGCCACAAAGGCCUAUGAGCAUAAAUCCGUCAGGGACAGUUUUAUCACUGCAUUUAAGAUCUUCUAGUAUUACGAGCCUAGCUUCCCCGGGGGAUAGUGGAGUUGCAUUCGAUAGUGAUAUGGAUCUUGCAAAUGAAACCGAUGGCAGCAGUUAUAAAGAGGAAGACUUUUCAAUGGAUGAUAUUCCUAAGUAUCGGAAUAACAGAUAUAAAAGAAUUAUUAAUAAUCGUAUGGAGGACAAUAAGAAUUUUGGUUCUAGCGAUUCUAGCGAAGAUGGCAAGACACCAACGCAGUCGCCAGCAAUCACCAAAUUUCAAAACGUCAUGAUGACGAAAAACGAUAUAGUUAAUCAGAACGUAACGCAAAAAUUGGAUGAUAAUGAAAUGAAUUGCUCCAGUUUGGAAACUCUUAAAGACUACGAUUUUUAUAGUAAAAGUCUAGAUGAGAACAAAUUGGAUAAGACGAACCAAGUCGAUAACGGCGUAAAGGAUUUCAGUAAGCGAAGCACGUACUAUGGCGACAGUCCUGCUUAUAGCUUUAAGAAGAAUAUAGAUUCUCGUAAUUCUUAUCUAAUCAAUAACGAUACAAAUCUACUGGAACUGAGUAUGACCAUCUCUGAUUGUGACAAUAUGGAUGCACCUUACGGUAUUUUGAACACAAUCAAUAUGACAGACACCAGCAUUCUAUCUUCAUCGAGCUCGGAGGCUAUAGUACAACGUAGACAGCGUAAGAAGAAACGGGGUGAAAGUAAGAAAAGGGUCAGCUUUCAUGAAGACAUAUUAAAAACAAUGAAGCUAGAAGAUGAUGAGAUUUACGCCGAUUUCUCUAUGAGUUUUUUGUUGCCCAGUUCUGUUCUAAAGAGGGACGCUCAAAAAGGCAGAUAUAGUUGGUGUGCGCAUGGUGAUUCGCCUUAUGCGCAGAAGAACACGAACGCUGGCAGGAAUGUACACUCGGACUGUUACUUGUUUUCGUCAUCGUCAAACGCGUUCGAUCAAAGCGACGAAGCCGAAAAACAGUCUUCGAAGCUGUGCAUCAACGUGCCCUGUCAAAGCAACUGCAGAUGCAGCUGCGGUUUGUCGUUGUUGGAGCGCGGGGCGCCAGAGGGUCAGGAAGAUCCGGGGAAAAGUCUGAGACCUAAGAUGGAAAUCGAAUUGGAAGAGAACGAGGCUCAGGAGGCUUAUAUCGUCGAAAAGGCGUGUGGCAAUAUCAUCGAAGAUCCACCAGCUAAAGUAGAAAUGCCUCAAACAAUGAAUUCCAAAAAAUGUGCUAAUUCAACCGAUUGGUCGGAUGUGGAUAGUGUAACAACAUCUGAGACAGAAGAACGUAAGAAUAAUAAUCGACACUUGGCUUCGCCUUUAAAAAAGCGUAAUAUGACGGCGAUAUUGACAGGUGAAAGCAGCAACAAGCUCUUGGCGCCGUCGUUGCGACAGGCUCCGUCAAAAACAUCUCUGCUGAGCAGAUUUCUAAAAUCGAUCACCGAAAGAAAGUUUGAAAUUAAGAAAAACAAAAAACCGCCGAAGUCAAAUACGUUAUAUAUCAAAGGGAUCAAAACAAGCUAUGAUUCUUUCAAAGAUUUUAACGACAAUCUUGACAAAGAGAUUCAAGAGAACGUAGCUGCCGAGAAACAAGCAUUCAGUGGCGAAAAAGUAAGCUUAAAAUUGCGAGAACUUUUCAAACGACAUAUUUAUCGCGAUAAAACGGAAGAACUAUAUAAAGUAUACAAAGUGCGAAGUUCGUAUAUGACCAACGGCGAGAGCAAACCGAUGAUCGCGUUACUGACGGACAAGACACUAUACUUAACCGGUUCAAAAUUAGAUCAUUCUUAUAGUAACCAGUUUGUUAUUCCUUACAAUGAACUUGAUGUUAUUAUGAUUGGACCGAAUGCACAAACUAUUUUAAUUUCCAACGCCGAUUGCGAAAUGCAAUAUCUAUUCUCUACGGGCAGCUCGCAAACUACCUCAGAAUUAAUCGGUCAUUUAGAAAUAGCUAUGAGACGAUCACCGUCGAAACCGAAACUUCCUGCUGUUAAAGAAUUGAAUUACGAGGAUAUGCGUAUUUUGAGAAACUCGAUUCUCACUGACACAACUGUACAUCCCGAUGAAAAAAUCGAACACUACAGUCUCAUUUAUAUGGAGGAUGAACACAUUUCGCCGCCUAGUACACCGUGUGGGCCAAUGAAAGAAGGCGACUUGAUGUUUCGGCCGCAUAUCUAUCAGCAGUUGUAUCCGAAUGCACCGACAAGUCCCUGGGAAGCCGGUUAUUUUGUUCUGAAAGGCGGUGUUGUUUACAUGUUCACGGAUUCGAAUCAGCGACUUCCUAAGCGUGCUAUACCUUUAAAAGGCGGUUUGUGUCAAGGUUGCAGAAGGAUCCCUAAUUCCCAUCGGCCGCACACGUUUGAGAUAUUGUUGAAGCCCAACAAGUCGUAUCAGUUCGCUGCUCCAGACGAGUACGUAGCUUCCGAAUGGUUGCAAAGUUUUGUUCAAAGUGCGUCGGGCCUGUUUGACUGUAUGGAGAAGAAAGAACCGCUACCGUGCAGCCUCAUCACGACUACGAAACAUUUAGUAGCGAUGAAGGAAGUACAUCCCGGCAUGCAAAGAGGACAGACGCUUUCUUGUGCCUCUAUUAAAGAUUUAGCAGCGUUCAGGGUGCCAUUAGUGCAGCAAACAUGGUGCAUACUGGAAUUUGCGUGUCGGGAAGUGCACGAAAACAGCGGCGAUUGGGUCAUAUAUUUUACGAAUUAUACCGAGCUGUGUGCUUUUAAAGAUAUUCUGGAAACAUUGUGGGCUGAUGCUAAUUUGGGUGAAUUUCCAAUAGCAACGCUUCCACCAGAAGAUAAAUUACAACGACGUUGUUCAGACGCCAGUAGGGAUUUGGAACUUGCUUGGCGGUACUUGUUACCACCGGCUUUAGAAUAAACCAAAAUUGUACCAGUAGACAAUAUACACGUCACUUAAAAAUAUUAUUUUAUCAUAUAUACAUAUAUAUGUAUAUAUAUACACAUAUUAUAUACAUAUAUAUUGCCAUAUAUAAGUAGUAUAGAACUUACGUGAUAAUGCACGUGAAUAUUCAGGUACCAUGCUGGAACAUUGGAACACUAAUAUACACAAUCGUAUUUAAAUAUGUAUCGCUUUACGCAGUAUAAUCCAAAUUCUUUUGCUUCUGUUUAAAUAUCAAAUUCAAUAUAUCUGUUAAAGUUAGAACAAUCGAUGUUAUUUUGUAAUUUAGAUAGACAGAGAUGAACAAUUCUUAUUCAGACACAUGACACUUGAUUAACGGCAUAAUAUGGCAAUUUUUUUUUACUUCAAGAUAUGUACAAAAACAUAUGCAUAACAUUCUCGCUAUAUUGCGGUGUUAAUAAGAGAUCGAUUAUUAGAAAUAUCUUGCAUAAGAUAUAAGUUGCCUCAAGGAUAACUAUUUAGAGAAAUUGCAAAAUGGUGCAUUAUCUUUCUCGUAGCAUAAGUCUCAUCAUAAGUUACUACUAAUUUAUAAGUCAAAAAGUGUAACAUAACAAUAAUCGUGAAACAACACUAUCGAUUACUAUAUGAAUGUCUAUAUAUUCACAUGUAUUGAAAAGAUGAGUCAGUAAGCAUUUGAAUACGCACUAUUGAUAUUAAAGUAGUUAUUUAUUAUCGUCGAAAAUGAUAUAAAAUUUAAAAACACAUUUAAAGUAACUUUAACAAAGAAUAAUAACACUUUACAUAAAUCGUUUUUUUUUUUAAUGAAAUUAGUAUAUGAUUUAUCAGUCUAUUAACAAAUUGAAAAUUCGAUAUGCAAUUAUAGAGUUUACCUUUGGUAUGACUUUCUACAAAUCACUUUAUCUCUCUCAUAAGAUGUUAACAUUUUUAAUCUUAUAUUAUACGUAUCAUCUCUUGAUUUUUUAAUGUACAAUUGUGAAAAAAAAUGAAGCAUAGGCAUAAUACCCUACAAUUGCUUUAUAUACAUUAUGUAUUUUGUGGCAGUCUAAUUAAUUUAUAGUUUUAUAUU
Messenger RNA from Pseudomyrmex gracilis, 4728 nucleotides. It is a transcript of the gene prd1, whose product is annotated as pleckstrin homology domain-containing family M member 2. Bases 48 to 3659 code for a protein of 1203 amino acids. Gene Ontology annotation, biological process: Golgi organization; regulation of protein localization; lysosome localization. Gene Ontology annotation, cellular component: endosome membrane. Gene Ontology annotation, molecular function: kinesin binding. Lineage: Eukaryota; Metazoa; Arthropoda; Insecta; Hymenoptera; Formicidae. The transcript has 9 exons. The record is from RefSeq and is a predicted model, not a curated record.